UCGUUAAACAAUUGUAUCGAAAGAUACAAAACUACCACAAGACAAGCAUGAAUGAAGGUUCGUAGUUUUGUAUUAGUUGAUGAUUUUGCCGGAAGUCAAAGAAACUAUCCUACCUUUUUAAAGUUUACAAUAAGCGAGGAAAAAGUCCCAUUGACAUGACCUCCAGAGGUCUUAGACGGUCAAGAAGCAGAAGUGCAGAUUCAGGAAAAAGUGGGAGUCAUAAAAGUCAUGAUAGACCAUGGCUGAGGAACAACCGCUCUAAUUCACGCUCGCGGUCACGGUCAACAUCCAGAUCAAGAUCAUCACGAGGUCGAAGAACUUCAAAAGAUGGAAGCCGAUCGAGCUCGCCCACAAGGCCAGUGAUGAGCAAAGACCCAAAAUACGUGAAUGCACGGGUUUUUGUUGCAAAUUUGGCUUCUGAUAUUACAACUACUGGUGAACUGACCAAGCUUUUUGAAAAACAUGGCCGAAUCUUAGACACACUUGUGCAUCACAAUGGCUAUGGGUUUGUUCAGUUUGCACGGGAAGAGGAGGGCCGAGCUGCUGUGGCAUCUGUAAAUGGAACAUUAUUCCAUGGUAAAAAGAUAAAGUGCAAUAUGGCAGCAGAAAAGCGGAAUAAAAGUACUGCAGGAAAUGAUGGUCCAUCUACAGUAGGGGAUAAUAGGUUUAACAGAGAUCGUUCACCAAAUCGAGAACCAUUUGGGAGUGGAUUUUCUGACCCAUUUUUUGGGGGGCGAGAUUUACCUCCACCUCCCAGGGACCCAUACUUUGAUGAUCCAUACAGGCGACCAGUGCCACCUGACCCAUUCUUUGAUAGAUUUCGGGAUGAUCCUUACAGACGGGAUCCCUAUGCAAUAGAUCUGUACAGAGAUCCAUACAGAGACCCAUAUCCACCACCACCACCACCGGUCUAUGACACCCUGGGAGUAAGGAAACCUGUCCAUGUUGACUGUGAAAUCAUUGUACUGAAUAUGGUGUUGAGAGACUAUGCAGAGAUGAUUGAGCAUCGACUAAAAAAUUUGAACAUUCUGACAUCAGUUGUUGUGAUUCGUGAAGAUCGUACUAUUCAGCAACAAGUUGAAGAUGCUACACGACGAGGCUGUUUAUUUGCUGUAGUUAUCAACAGUCAAAAUGGUCAUCGAUCUUUGACACUGAAUAUUCUGCAUGGACUUCCUCAAGAACAUAGAAACAUGCCUCUGGAUGACGCGCUUGCUCUUGUUGCACGAAGUUUUGACAAAUACCUUCAGGCUGAAAAGGAAACAGCAGCUGCACUUAGCUCAUCUGCAAAGUUACCAUCUGUCCCAUUCCUACCUCCAGCAAAAGAAAUAGCAUACUUGCUGAACUUACUAGCUGAUAAUCGGCAGCUGACAGUUGAUGAAUUGAAUAAAGUCAUAGUUUACUUAAAGGAGCGUCGUGAUAAGCUGAUGGAAGCAGAGGGCAUACCACCACAAAAUGAUCAAAAAGUUCAAGAGAGUACAUCUAGUCAACCACCAGAACAGUUACUGCAGCAACAGCAAAUUUCACAGCAGCAGCUGCUACAGCACCAACAGCUACAGCAGCAACAACAAAUGUCACAGCAGCAGCAGCAGAUGUCACAGCAACAGUUGCAACAGCAACAGCAGAUGUCACAGCAACAGUUGCAGCAGCAACAGCAACAUCAGGAACUGCAAAGCAAGAUCCUCAGUCUAAUGAAUGGAACAUCUGCAUCAGUGCCCACCACUUUAACUGUCCCCAAAGCAGUGACAGGUAAUCUUGGAGAUACGUUACUGACCCUGACCAAAAGCACGUCACUGAAGCCACUAACUCAGACGAUGUCUCCAUUGCUUCCUCAAGCUGCUAGUCUAUCGAUGUAUCCUCCACAGCUGGUGGAGGCAGCUGCUCCUGCCUCUGCCCCUGCCCCUGCCCCUGCCCCAAGUUCAGCACCAGCUUUGAUAAACUUUGACAACCCUACAGUCCAGAAAGCACUGGAGAAUCUCAUCCAGAGUGGCCCCAACCUCCUGCGAAACAUAACCAUUCCCAAGACUCAGCCAGCAGCACCAGGGUCCACGGGACUUUUCCCUUCAUCUUCAACACAUCGUCCAUACUAAACCAGGACUGGCAGAGCAGACCGGCAAGAAUAUCUCCAUUUUGCUUGUUUCAUCUGUGCCACCGUGCUUUUUGAACGCGAGCGACACCGACAGCACAUUUUCUUCAACGGUCGAGUGUUUUAUCUUGGACUGCUGAACAUUGUUUUGAUGCAUGGUGUUGCCAUUUGACAAGCUGCUCUUCGCCUGCACAAUCUCAUGUGAAGAGAGGCAUGAAGCAGCAGGUAGCACCAUUUUAAUGUUUCUUGUGUUUAUGGCGAUAUUUACUGUCCUGAUGAUGACGUCAUCUCUUGGACAAGCCAGUCUUCAUCAUGCGUACAAUUUGAAGCUUAACAUCUAACUCAUUUUGAAGAAUGCGGAUCGAUUUGAGUGGUUAAGAGAAGGACUUCUUGAUUUACUGUUGUGUGCAACAGGUUGGUAAAGCAGCUCUGCAUUUGUGACUGUUUACCAUGCUGUUAGCAUAUGACUAUACGAAAUGCAAACAACUCUUGCAUAAUUGUUUUCAGUUAUGGAUGGAUAAAGUGUAAACUUUUUUUUUUUUAAGUUGUAGCUUCCUGUUCAGUUUUUCAAUCAACAAAACAGCUGCAUUUACAUUACAUGAAUGAAUAAAAGUGUUCAAUUUAAAAUUUGUUCUUUCUUUUAUUUCUGUAUAACUAUGGGAAAAUGUGCGAGAAUUCUCAACAGAAAUGUGUACAAAGAACCUGAAUAAAGAUGGUUUUCCCCCAGAUAAACUUGAACAGUUUUAUUUUUUACAGUCAAAGGCUUGUGUAUGGCUUCUUUCUCAGUUACUGACUUUUCUUUGCAUGCCAAUGUGCCCAUCUGCUGGUGAAGUUGAGUGGCAGGUUUUGAGCUCGUGGCUGAAAAAUUUUAGGCUGAACAGUUUAUACACAUACACCUAUGUGUUCAAUUUGGCCAUCAUGGUUCAUUAACUCACUGGAUGCUGGCAAUUAAGUGCAUAAUUCUAACUGCUGUCACAUUAACAUGAAGUGACAAAGUCUGCAUGGCAGGAACCAUCGUGUUUAACUGCUUUAGUGACUUUUGCACUUUUUUUCCAUUUUUUUCAAAGGAAAGCUGUCUUUCUUCAGGAUGAAAAUAUAGAUUCAACAAUUAACAAGUGGUGUUAAUGACCAUUUGCUUCAGACAAAUAGUUUCCUACCAUGUUAUUAGUAGCUGAGGUGAGUAACGAUUACAAUAUAAUAAAGACUAGAAGUUGCUUAAAGCUAGCACAUUGUAGGGCUAUAUUCAAGGCACUUUAUGGUGAAGCAAUAAAGCACUUAAUGCCAAAAAAGGUUAUGUCUAGGUCUAGGGUUUGAUUAUCUUAUGUAUUUUUUUUUCUAUGUGAGAUCUGUUUACAACUCUGGAACAGGUUUGUCACCAUAGUCUGCUUUUAAAGAUGAUGUAAAACUUAAACAAUGAAGUAGGUUAUGUGCAUGGUAAACGUUGAGAAGGAAAAGACAAAUGCACAUGUUUUCUACUCUUUGGGGAGUGAAAAGAAACUCAAUUUGGGUGGGUUUUUAUUUUGGGUAGAAAUUUAAAA
This is a messenger RNA of Pomacea canaliculata, 3621 nucleotides long. RefSeq names its product nuclear receptor coactivator 5-like. The record is from RefSeq and is a predicted model, not a curated record. NCBI's taxonomy places the organism in Eukaryota, Metazoa, Mollusca, Gastropoda, Architaenioglossa, Ampullariidae. Gene Ontology annotation, molecular function: RNA binding.